Oreochromis aureus is the source of this 10336-nucleotide messenger RNA. RefSeq names its product spectrin beta chain, non-erythrocytic 1. Bases 552 to 7679 code for a protein of 2375 amino acids. NCBI's taxonomy places the organism in Eukaryota, Metazoa, Chordata, Actinopteri, Cichliformes, Cichlidae. The transcript has 43 exons. Gene Ontology annotation, biological process: actin cytoskeleton organization; protein localization to plasma membrane. Gene Ontology annotation, cellular component: spectrin; plasma membrane; cortical actin cytoskeleton. The record is from RefSeq and is a predicted model, not a curated record. Gene Ontology annotation, molecular function: structural constituent of cytoskeleton; actin filament binding; phospholipid binding.
CUGCUGCUGCCGCCGCACACUGCAGGACAAACCGCUCUUUCUCUGCCUCCCUCCACCUCCUCCUUUCUCCGUCUGCUCCACCUUUUCAUCGAGCGGGGUCUGAGUGUGCAUUUGAACGGAGGAUGGGUGGAACUGAGGGGAAGGCGUGAUCCCCGGAGACUCUGACAGAUGGAUGAAUGGAGGGAAAACAGAAGCGUGAUGCCGCCGCCGUGCGUCUGCUGAGCCAGCGAUUGUUGGCUCCACGCUGGUGAAACGGAGACAGACUCCUCUCAGCUCGACUGAGGAGCAGGGAGUGUUCCCCUCGGUGUCGGAGCUAAAACUGGGAUUACUUCUUUAAACUCACUUCACGUUCUUGUGCUAAGGACUGUUAAGGAGUCGGUGGUCACCUGGAAGCUCCUCCUGCUGCAGAGAAGUCGAGGCUCUGAAGUUUGUUGCCUUGGACCUCGAGCUCAUCCUGGGGGGAGAUAACCUCUGCGGGCUUGUGUGACUCACUUAUAAACUUUCUGCUCCAUGUGGACUAGCUCCGUCGGAGUCUUCUGUGGAGUUUGAUCAUGGAGCUUCAGAGCGCCACGGCCGGCCUCCCCGGCCCCCUUGCGCCCGGACCCCUCUCCCCGACUUCGGACUACGGCGGCCCCCUGUCCCCGGGGUCCGGAGGUCCCGGCCCGUCUCACGUCGCCAGCCCUGGGCGAGGCCCGAGCCCCAGCCUCAGCCCCGUCAGGGGGUCCAGCCCCGGCCCCGGAUUCUCAGGCCAGGCUGCCUUCAACUACAACCAGCUGGAGGGGAGGUUCAAACAGCUUCAAGAUGAGCGUGAGGCGGUGCAGAAGAAGACCUUCACUAAGUGGGUGAACUCCCACCUGUCCAGAGUUUCCUGUCGGAUCACCGACCUCUACAUGGACCUGAGGGACGGACGCAUGCUCAUCAAGCUGCUGGAGGUCCUGUCGGGAGAGAGACUGCCGAAACCCACGAAGGGUCGUAUGAGGAUCCACUGCCUGGAAAAUGUGGACAAGGCUCUGCAGUUCCUGAAGGAGCAGAGGGUUCACCUGGAGAACAUGGGCUCCCACGACAUCGUCGACGGAAACCAUCGCCUCACUUUAGGCCUCAUCUGGACCAUCAUCCUCCGCUUCCAGAUCCAGGACAUCAGCGUGGAGACGGAGGACAACAAGGAGAAGAAGUCGGCCAAAGACGCUCUGCUGCUCUGGUGUCAGAUGAAGACGGCGGGAUAUCCUAAUGUCAACAUCCACAACUUCACCACCAGCUGGAGGGACGGGAUGGCCUUCAAUGCCCUCAUCCACAAACACAGACCCGACUUGAUCGACUUCGAUAAGCUGAAGAAAUCAAACGCUCACUACAACCUGCAGAAUGCCUUCAACCUGGCCGAGCAGCACCUGGGCCUCACCAAGCUGCUGGACCCCGAGGACAUCAGUGUGGACCACCCUGAUGAGAAGUCCAUCAUCACCUACGUGGUCACCUACUACCACUACUUCUCCAAAAUGAAGGCGCUGAAGGUGGAGGGCAAGAGAAUUGGGAAGGUUCUGGACAAUGCCAUCGAGACGGAGAAGAUGAUCGAGAAGUACGAGUCUCUGGCGUCUGACCUGCUGGAGUGGAUCGAACAGACCAUCAUCAUCCUCAACAACAGGAAGUUCGCCAACUCUCUGGUGGGAGUCCAGCAGCAGCUGCAGGCCUUCAACACCUACCGCACCGUGGAGAAGCCCCCAAAGUUCACAGAGAAGGGAAACCUGGAGGUCCUUCUGUUCACCAUCCAGAGCAAGAUGAGGGCGAAUAACCAGAAGGUUUACACCCCCCGAGAAGGCAAACUCAUCUCCGACAUCAACAAGGCGUGGGAGCGUCUGGAGAAGGCGGAGCACGAACGGGAGCUGGCUCUGAGGACGGAGCUGAUUCGUCAGGAGAAACUGGAGCAACUCGCCCGACGCUUCGACCGCAAAGCCGCCAUGAGGGAGACGUGGCUGAGCGAGAACCAGAGGCUGGUCUCACAGGAUAACUUUGGAUUUGACCUUCAGGCCGUGGAAGCUGCUACUAAGAAACACGAAGCCAUAGAAACGGACAUCGCUGCGUACGAGGAGCGAGUUCAGGCAGUGGUUGCCGUGGCAAAAGAGCUGGAGGCAGAGAGUUACCAUGACAUCAAACGCAUCACAGCCAGGAAGGACAACGUGAUCCGGCUGUGGGAGUAUCUGCUGGAGCUGCUGAAGGCCCGCAGGCAGCGGCUGGAGAUGAACCUGGGCCUGCAGAGAGUCUUCCAGGAGAUGCUCUACAUCAUGGACUGGAUGGACGAGAUGAAGAUGCUGCUGCUGUCUCAGGAUUACGGGAAGCACCUGCUGGGCGUGGAGGACCUGCUGCAGAAGCACGCCCUGGUGGAGUCGGACAUCAGCAUCCAGGCCGACCGAGUCCGAAACGUCAACAGCAACGCUCAGAAGUUUGCCAGUGACACCGAAGAUUAUAAGCCGUGUGACCCUCAGAUCAUCAAGGACCGAGUUGCUCACCUCGAGUUCUGCUACCAGGAGCUGAACCAGCUGGCAGCUGAGCGGCGAGCGCGCCUCGAGGAGUCCCGCCGCCUCUGGAAGUUCUUCUGGGAAAUGGCUGAAGAGGAGGGGUGGAUCAGGGAAAAGGAGCAGAUCCUCUCCUCCGAGGAUUAUGGGAAGGACCUCACGGGCUCGCUGCGACUGCUGAGCCAGCACAAAGCCUUCGAAGACGAGAUGAGCGGGCGAGCCGCCCACCUGCAGCAGACCAUCAAACAGGGUGAGGAGCUGGUGGCCGACAACCACUUUGGAGCCGACAAGAUAAAAGAGCGAAUUAAGGACAUCCAGGAGCAGUGGGCGGCUCUGGAGCAUCUCUCCGCCGUCCGUAAGGCCCGCCUGCAGGAGGCCUGCAAUCAGCACCAGUUCCAGGCUGAUGCGGACGACAUCGACACGUGGAUGCUGGACGUGCUGCGGAUCGUCUCCAGCGUCGAUGUCGGCCACGACGAGUUCUCCACUCAGGCUCUGGUGAAGAAGCACAAGGACGUGGCCGAGGAGAUCGGCAGCUACCGGCCUGUCAUCGACGCCCUGCACGAGCAGUCGCGGACGCUGCCGCCCGAGAAGGCCAACUCCGAGGAGGUUCAGAGCCGGCUGGCGGGCAUCGAGGAGCGCUACAAGGAGGUGGCCGAGCUGACGCGGCUCCGGAAGCAGGCGCUGCAGGACGCUCUGGCACUCUACAAGAUGAUGAGCGAAGCCGACGCCUGCGAGCUGUGGAUCGAUGAGAAGGAGCAGUGGCUCAACAGCAUGGACAUCCCCGAGAAACUGGAGGACCUGGAGGUCGUCCAGCACCGGUUCGAGAGUUUGGAGCCGGAGAUGAACAGCCAGGCGUCACGGGUUGCCGUGGUAAACCAGGUUGCCAGGCAGCUGAUUCACAGCGGACAUCCCAGCGAGAAGGAGAUCAAAGCCCAGCAGGACAAACUCAACACCAGGUGGAGUCAGUUCAGAGAUCUGGUGGAUCAGAAGAAGGAAAGCCUGAACUCUGCUCUGGGAGUCCAGAACUACCACCUGGAGUGCAACGAGACCAAGUCCUGGAUCAAAGAGAAGACCAAGGUGAUCGAGUCGACCCAGGAGCUGGGGAACGACCUGGCCGGCGUCAUGGCUCUGCAGAGGAAGCUGACUGGGAUGGAGCGCGACCUCGCGGCCAUCCAGGACAAGCUGAGCGACCUCGGGAAGGAGGCGGAGCGUUUGGGGUCCGAACACCCGGAACAGUCUGAGGCCAUCAAAGGGCGUCUGGCUGAGAUCACCGGCGUCUGGGACGAGAUGAAAGACACCAUGAAGAACCGGGAGGAGUCUCUGGGCGAAGCCAGCAAGCUGCAGCAGUUCCUGCGCGACCUGGACGACUUCCAGUCGUGGCUGUCGCGGACGCAGACGGUCAUCGCCUCCGAGGACAUGCCCAACACGUUGGCCGAGGCCGAGAAGCUGCUGGCCCAGCACGAGGGCAUCAAGAACGAGAUCCGCAACUACGAGGAGGACUACCAGAAGAUGCGGGAUAUGGGCGAGAUGGUGACGCAGGGCCAGACAGACGCGCAGUACAUGUUCCUGCGACAGCGGCUGCAGGCGCUCGAUACCGGCUGGAAUGAGCUGCACAAGAUGUGGGAGAACCGGCAGAACCUGCUGUCCCAGUCUCACGCUUACCAGCUGUUCCUCCGGGACACCAAGCAGGCCGAGGCCUUCCUCAACAACCAGGAGUACGUCCUGGCUCACACGGAGAUGCCCACCACCCUGGAAGGCGCCGAGGCUGCUAUCAAGAAGCAGGAGGACUUCAUGACCACCAUGGACGCCAACGAGGAGAAGAUCGGCGCCGUGGUCGACACCGGACGCCGCCUGGUUGCUGACGGCAACAUCAACGCCGAGCGCAUCCAGGAGAAGGUGGACUCCAUCGACCAGAGACACAAGAAGAACCGAGCGGCUGCCAGCGACCUGCUGACAAGGCUGAAGGACAACAGAGACCUGCAGAAGUUCCUGCAGGACUGUCAGGAGCUGUCCCUGUGGAUCAACGAGAAGAUGCUGACGGCUCAGGACAUGUCAUACGACGAGGCCAGGAACCUCCAUAGCAAGUGGCUGAAACACCAGGCCUUCAUGGCUGAACUGCAGUCCAACAAGGAGUGGCUGGACAAGAUCAACAAGGACGGGCAGACGCUGAUGGCAGAGAAACCAGACACGGAGGCCAUGGUGAAGGAGAAGCUGGCGUCCCUGCAGACGAUGUGGGACGAGCUGGAGUCCACCACGCAGACCAAAGCCAAGUGUCUGUUCGACGCCAACAAGGCCGAGCUGUUCACGCAGAGCUGCGCCGACCUCGACAAGUGGCUGGGCGGGCUGGAGGCGCAGCUGCAGUCGGACGACUACGGCAAAGACCUCACCUCGGUCAACAUCCUGCUCAAGAAGCAGCAGAUCCUGGAGAGCCAGGUGGAGGUGCGUCAGAAGGAGGUGGAGGAGCUGCAGAAACAGUCACAGGCCCUCAGCCAGGAGGGGAAAGGCUCCGAGGAGGUGGAUGGACAGAGAGUCACCGUGGAGAGGAAGUUCCAGACGCUCCAGGAGCCACUGAAGAAGAGGAGAGACCACCUCAUGGCCUCGCGGGAGAUCCACCAGUUCAACCGAGACGUGGAGGACGAGAUCCUGUGGGUGGAGGAGAGGAUGCCUCUGGCCACUUCAACCGACCACGGACACAACCUGCAGACGGUCCAGCUCCUGAUCAAGAAGAACCAGACCUUGCAGAAGGAGAUCCAGGGCCACCAGCCUCGCUAUGACGACAUCUUCGAGCGCAGCCAGCACGUCCUGCGCGAGGACAGCCCGACGACCGAGCUGAUCCGCCAGCGGCUCGCCGACCUCCAAUCGCUGUGGGAGCAAAUCAAGAAGGAGACUGAGAAGCGCCACACGCGCCUCAGCGAGGCCCACGAGGCGCAGCAGUACUACUUUGACGCCGCCGAGGCCGAGGCCUGGAUGAGCGAGCAGGAGCUGUACAUGAUGUCAGAGGAGAAGGCCAAGGACGAGCAGAGUUCGGUGGCCAUGCUGAAGAAGCAUCAGAUCCUGGAGCAGGCGGUGGAGGACUACGCCGACACCGUCCAUCAGCUGUCCAGCACCAGCCGGGGCCUGGUGGCUGCCGGGCACCCCGACAGCGAGCGCAUCGGCAUGCGUCAGUCUCAGGUGGACAAGCUGUACGCCGGCCUGAAGGAUCUGUCCGAGGAGCGCCGCGGGAAGCUGGACGAGCGUUUCCGCCUCUUCCAGCUCAACCGGGAGGUGGACGACCUCGAGCAGUGGAUCGCCGAGAGGGAGGUGGUGGCCGGAUCGCACGAGCUGGGACAGGACUAUGAGCACGUCACCAUGCUGCAGGAGCGUUUCAGAGAAUUCGCCCGCGACACGGGCAACAUCGGCCAGGAGCGCGUGGACGGCGUCAACAAGCUGGCGGAUGAGCUGAUCAACACCGGCCACGGCGACGCCGCCACCAUCGCGGAGUGGAAGGACGGCCUGAACGAGGCCUGGGCCGACCUGCUGGAGCUCAUCGACACACGGACGCAGAUCCUCGCCGCCUCCUACGAGCUCCACAAAUUCUACCACGACGCCAAGGAGAUCCUCAACCGCAUCCUGGACAAACACAAGAAGCUGCCGGAGGAGCUGGGCCGAGACCAGAACACGGUGGAGACCCUGCAGAGGAUGCACACCACCUUUGAACACGACAUUCAGGCGCUGGGAACGCAGGUGCGGCAGCUUCAGGAGGACGCCGUUCGCCUGCAGUCGGCGUACGCCGGAGACAAAGCCGACGACAUCCAGAAGCGAGAAGGAGAGGUGUUGGAGGCCUGGAAGAACCUGCUGGAGGCGGUGGAGGGCCGGCGGGCGAAGCUGGUCGACACCGGAGACAAGUUCCGCUUCUUGAGCAUGGUGCGCGACCUGAUGCUGUGGAUGGAAGACGUCAUCCGCCUCAUCGAGGCUCAGGAAAAGCCCAGGGACGUCUCGUCCGUGGAGCUGCUAAUGAACAACCACCAGGGCAUCAAGGCGGAGAUCGACGCCCGCAACGACAGCUUCACCGCCUGCAUCGAGCUGGGCAAAGCCCUGCUAGCCAGGAAGCACUACGCUUCAGAGGAGAUUAAAGAAAAGUUGCUUCAGUUGACGGACAAGAGGAAAGACAUGAUUGACAAGUGGGAGGACAGAUGGGAGUGGCUUAGACUGGUGCUGGAGGUGCACCAGUUUUCGCGGGACGCAGGCGUGGCCGAGGCGUGGCUGCUGGGACAGGAGCCCUACCUGUCCAGCAGGGAGAUGGGGCAGAGCGUGGACGAGGUGGAGAAACUCAUCAAACGCCACGAGGCCUUCGAGAAGUCGGCCGCCACCUGGGAGGAACGCUUCGCUGCGCUGGAGAGGCUGACCACGAUGGAGUUACUGGAAGUGAGAAGAAUGCAAGAGGAAGAAGAGAAGAAGAGACAACCUCCGCCCGCUGAGGCCCAGCCCGCCGACGCUGCAGCUCAAAGGGUGGGCGAGCCGGCGUCUCAGAACGGGCUGCCGUCCGACCAGGAGUCUCCCAGGGAGAACGUCGAAGGGGCCGACGUGGUGAAUGGGGUGUCGGAGCCCAGCCCCGCAGGGUCUCCGGGGGCGUCUCGCAAGGGCAAGCCCAGCCAAGCUGCCACCCUGCCGGCCAAAACCCAACCUGACGCCCCCAAGCCCCUGCUGGAGACCUUCCUGCACCGCAAACACGAGUGGGAGGGGCACAACAAGAAGGCUUCAAACAGGUCGUGGCACAAUGUGUACUGUGUGAUCAACCUCCAGGAGAUGGGUUUCUACAAGGAUCAGAAGAGCGCCAGUCAGGGCAUUCCCUACCACAGCGAGAUCCCCAUCAGCCUGAAGGACGCCGUCUGCGAGGUGGCGCUGGACUACAAGAAGAAGAAGCACGUCUUCAAGCUGAAGCUCACGGACGGCAAUGAGUAUCUCUUCCAAGCCAAAGAUGAUGAGGAGAUGAACACAUGGAUCUCGACCAUCACCGCCGCCGUGUCGGGCGAGAAGCCCGAGGUCACGCCCAGCAGCCACAGCACGCCCGCCCCCGCCGCACGCGCUCAGACGCUGCCGGCCUCCGUCGCAGCCACGGCGACUGCCGAGUCGAGCCCGGGCAAACGAGAGAAAGACAAGGAGAAACGCUUCAGUCUGUUCAGCAAGAAGAAAUAGACGCUGUUCUUCAGCCUCCCCUCCUCCGCCUCCUCCUCCUCCUUCCUGUGGUGCUGUUUGGGGUCGCUCCUCGUUAUCGAACGAACUUUGGUCAAAUGUUGUUGAAGAUGUCCGACUUUUCUGCUCAUAGCAACUGUCAUAACCCAGAGCCGAAUAGACGAAGCGCUCCAAAUGUAAUUACACUCGUGUAACCCAAAGCAUCGCCUCACAUCAUGUAAUUAGAGAAUAAGAGUUUUAACAUUUGCAGCAGUUGCUAUGUCAGAUCGCAUCCCAAACAGCCUCUCCUUCUCUUCUUUCUUCCUCCUCCUCCUCCUCGUCCUCUCCAGCAUGCAAGCUCCGAGCCAAAACUCUCCACUCUGUGCCUAUCAACCGUCCGGUCCGGCUCAGAGCUCCAGUACAGCUACAAACAUCCCCCACCUGCUUCCUCUGCUCGGAUCAGGAGCAGGAAAUACUCCAAAUCUGACUGAAGUGGUUUAAAAGGCGGGGCGUGGGGGCGGGGUCUGCGACGCUUCAGGCAGCUGCUGUCGUUUAAACAACAAGGAGAACACGACGUUAGAGGAGUUCCCACUUUCUUUACUCUUAUCGCUGUUUUCUGUAUCUCCCGUUCUCCCCGGCUUUCCCGUGUUUGCAGUUCGUCUCGGCGGGUUUUCCUUCUCGUUUUUUGUUUAGUUUUUUGGGAAGUACUUCCUGUUAGAGUCCAUCCUCAGCUUCCUAUUUUUUUGCGAGGCCUUGUCUUUGCAAGAUGACGUGUAUCCCUCUGUAGCGGGGAAAACCGAGGCCACGGCGGGGUGAUCCUUUGAGCCGUCGAAGCGCAGAGACGAGUCGCUCGGAGCUUUUCUGACGGUUCGGUUUGCGCAAUAAAACCGCGAAAAGCAAACGAUCGUCGCGACGGUCUGUUCCGCUCCGGCGCCGUCUGAUUCCCGCAGCGACUCAGAGCGUUACCCUGCAGUGCUUUUGACUGUAUGUAUAACUUGUGUAUAACAAACUGUUAAAAAUAAACCUGUGUUUAAUUUCACCUAUUAUUAUUAUUAAUGCUAUUAAGACCUACCGACCGUAAUAAGCUUUGAGGAUAACUUUCUUAACGGCGCGAACACUUAACCAACCCGAAUGAAGGAGCCAUCGAGUCUCGAUGGGAGAAUAACUGCGAAUGUUCGUUAACUCGAUCUUUUAGGCGUUCAAUGGGGUUUCUUUUCUACUUUUGCAUUUCUGGAACGUCUCCUUCAGCCCUUUGUUGGUGUUUUUCCUCCUGUUUUUCUGUCCCACAGUUAAGCUAAGUCUUUAUUUAGUGCGGCGAGUAUGAAGGCAUAGAUGUACAAAUAAAACACAAAGGUUACUUUAAGCAUCGCUGUUGUUAGUGGAUGAGCUGGUUUUAAAAAGCAUUUACUGGAAGUGAGUAAUGUUGGUGGCUUGCUUGUUGGCUUCAGCACUCAGUUCUUUUUUUUUUCUUUAAGAUUUCAGCCUUUUAUUGCCAAUGAUGAGUCAAGCUACACCUACGGAAGUCCUUUCAUGACAAAAGUCACACUUUUUUUUCUUUCCUGUUGUUUCUGGUUUCUUGUUAAUGAGAUCAGAACUUCACAUUUCUUGAAGCUGAACAGGCUUCGCUCGCUGUAAGAAUGUAGUUGUAAACUAAGCUAAUGACGUACGUGAUGCUUGAGUCGUCUCAUUGUGAAAAACAGUUUGUUCAGAUUUAAUAAGAGUUUUAUUGGAGAUUUGAAACAGGGAAUUUUACACUAAUCGGACAUAAGUGCAGAAGAUCUCCACUCGAUUUGACUCGAUGACUCAUUAAAUAAACUAUCAAAUAAAUCUUUGAGAAAAUAAAUAGUAGGUUAAGUCUUGGGCUGCUACUGGUCCCUCCUUUGAUUACUGAUUAAUUUCUUGGACUAUAAAACUUCAAUAAACAGUAAAAAAAAAAAAAUAUGACGGCAAUCAUUUUCUUAUUUAAAGUAUUUGCUUUACUCUGAGGUGCCACUUUUGCUCGACAAACUUUUGAAAAUUAGUUUUUGAGAUGAAGUCUCUUCUGUCCAAUCGCUGCACCACAAACUUCGCUUCAAUGGAAAUCACGUACAUGGUAAAUGACCUGCAAGCCCAACUUUAACACCAACGUCUGAACUGGGAUGAUUUCCUAAUCUGGAGUUAUAGAUUAAAAUAGCUGCCAGAGAAGGUGAUUUUUCAUCUUACAUAUAUAUGUGUACAUUUAUUGUUACAAAUGUUGUCAUUAACGGACUUCCGUAGGAUGCCAGACAAAGUGAACAAAAACACAGAAACGAGCCCGAAACUAUAAAAAACGUGGGUGCGUGUGUUUUUCCACAGCUGGUGGUGGGGUUAGAAGGGGCGGGGUGAAAACGUCUUCACUCUGAUUGGCCCUGAAAUGCUUCCUGUUCUUUCUGUCAUUUUGUUUUUUUGUGCUUAAUUUUCUGGCGAUUUGAUAAAUAUGAUGUGCAUUCCUGUCACUGUAACCAUAGUAAGAUGAGAGAUUUCCUCAUACUGCACAAUCAAUAAUGCCACGAUGGGAGGGUGGGCGGGGCCGGGGUUCGUAGGUGACGUAGUUGGAAUGACGUGGACCGGGGGUCACUGCUAGUUGGAUCUGCACCCGUAGACUUUUCCCCAUCUCUGUUACAUAUGUGCAAAAAAGCCAUUAAAAUGCUUUUAAAAAGAAA